Messenger RNA from Protopolystoma xenopodis, 249 nucleotides. The record is from the annotation of a GenBank genome assembly. NCBI's taxonomy places the organism in Eukaryota, Metazoa, Platyhelminthes, Monogenea, Polystomatidea, Polystomatidae.
CGUUCCCAGCAUUCAAGAAGUCAGGAGCCAGUAGUUCGCGUACUUCCUCUUACUAUUCCUCUGACUCCGCAUCGCAAUUCUUCACCAUCUCAAUCCUGCAGCGCAUGCCUCUACACUAGCGAUUUAAUGGCGCCUCUGGAAACUGAAUCUAUAAAAGAAAAUAUUCAGAUCGAGAUAAGAAGGCGUGGCGAGACAACUUCGUUUGCCUCAGGAUUGGAAAACAAUACUCUUUCUGAAAACUACAUCUAA